AUGAUAACCGAUAAAGAGGCAGUUCAGACUAGGGCUGUUGAGGCAGAGUCUUCCCAGCUACGGGCUGGACGAGUUGCUCCGAUCGAUUCUCACCAAAAACAGAUGGCUGAGCAGAAGCAUGGCCAAUUUUGCACACCCCGACGCCGAGUAACUAGAGUUGUUGCUGAGGAGGUACCUCCACCUGAGGAGGUUCAUGUUGUUGUGGUUACUGAUGAGGAGAUUCAUGUGCCAAUUGCUCAAGAGGAGGUUUCUGUUGCUGAGGAGGUUCGUGUGUCGGUUACAGAUGCGGAGGUGCCUCUCAUACCUCUUGUUGACUGA
Molecule: messenger RNA, 318 nt
Organism: Vicia faba (fava bean)
Lineage: Eukaryota; Viridiplantae; Streptophyta; Magnoliopsida; Fabales; Fabaceae
Source: the annotation of a GenBank genome assembly